CUCGAACCACCGGAUCACCGUCCCGAAAAAACCAAAGAAGAAGAAAAACAUGAAGAACAGAGUCAGCAACACUCAAGUGAGUGUUAGGAGGCGUUCGUGGUCUUGGCAGAAUUAUCUGAACCUCCAGAGAACUGAAGCUGCUCCUCUAUCACUGUUCACACAGUCCCAGUGUGUUCCCAGUAGGAGAACUGGUUUUAAAGUUGGGAUGAAGCUUGAAGGAGUCGAUCCGCUGCAUCCGUCCAUGUUCUGUGUGCUGAGUGUAGCCGAGGUGAUUGGCUGCCGGCUCCGUCUCCAUAUCGACGGGUUCUCCGAGUGCUAUGACUUCUGGGUAAACGCUGACUCAGCAGACAUCCGUCCCAUUGGCUGGUGUCAUGACAACAACCACAAGCUCCACCCACCCAAAGGUUACAGUGAGACAGAGUUUGAUUGGCAGCUCUACCUUCAGUCCACCGGCUCUCAUCCUGCCCCCCCGACACUGUUCACCUGUCGCACUGCCGACUGUGGGUUCAGGGUGGGGAUGAAGCUUGAAGCCGUCGACAGAAAGAAUCCGGGACUCGUCUGCGUCGCCUCCGUCGCCGACGUCAUCGACGACCGCUUCCUGGUUCACUUCGACAACUGGGACGACACCUACGACUACUGGUGUGACAGCAGCAGUCCGUAUAUUCAUCCUGUUGGUUGGUGUGAAGACCAGAGACGACCUCUGACCUCUCCCCAGGGUUAUCCAAACCCAGAGAACUUCCUGUGGGACGAAUACCUGCAGGAGACUGGUUCCACUGCUGCUCCCAGUUCAGCCUUUAAUCUGAGAGCUCCACACAGUUUCCAGGCCAACCAGAAGCUGGAGGCGGUCGAUAGGAGGAACCCCAUGUUGGUCCGCGUCGCCACGGUAACAGACACAGACGACUACAGGGUGAAGGUGCACUAUGACGGCUGGUCUCAGCAGUUUGACGUGUGGUGUGACAGCGACCUGUGUGAUCUACAUCCUGUCGGCUGGUGUCAGCGGACCGGACACCCGCUGGAGCCCCCCCCCGGUCAGACAGACAGGUCCCAGAGAGAGACAGACUCCCCCCCCCUCUCCUCCCCCUCGCAGGGUGUUUGUCCCACAGCCGGCUGCCGAGGAGUCGGACACAUCAAGGGCGCCAGAUACACCGGACACCACAGUGCCUUCGGAUGUCCGUACUCAGACAUCAACAUGCGUAAGGAGGUGGUGCUUCCUGAUAGGUUGGGAGGAGAGAGAGUCAUCACCCUGGUACCCAUCACCUUGCAUCACCAUGGCAACCAGUCAGACAGGAAAGGCGUCCAGGUGAAGACGGAGUCGGGAGGCGAGUCUCUGCUGCUGCCGCUGGGGAAGAGACGACGACUGACCGACAGACUGUCACAGCCAACCAAAUUCAUUCGUGUGAAACAGGAAGAGGAGGAGCUUAACAUCCACGCCCUUGGCCCAGGUCUGUCUCCUGCAGCAGAGUCCAGCCUGCAGGCCGUCCUGCACCAGUCUGUCUUCCUGUCGGCCAUGUCUGCUCAGCCGGGCCGUGACCUGUCGCUCUGCUGGGAGCAACACCGCAAGCUGCUGCCGGGCGUGGCGGGUCUCCGCGCCGACGCCGUCCGGCACUGGAGCGUCCAGCAGGUGUCGGAGUUCGUGGAGUCUCUUCCCGGCUGCGAAGGACAAGCCAAACAGUUCAGAGACGAGCAAAUCGAUGGGAGGGCCUUCCUCCUGCUCACCCAACGGGACAUCGUCAGGCUCCUGUCAAUCAAACUGGGUCCCGCCCUCAAGAUCUACAACUCCAUCCUGAUGUUCAAACACACCGAGGACAGCAGCCAAUCACAGGCUGAGGACUGCAGCCAAUCACAGGCUGAGGACUGCAGCCAAUCACACGCUCAGGACAGCAGCCAAUCACACGCUCAGGACAGCAGCCAAUCACACGCUCAGGACAGCAGCCAAUCACAGGCUGAGGACAGCAGCCAAUCACAGGCUCAGGACAGCAGCCAAUCACAGGCUGAGGACAGCAGCCAAUCACAGGCUGAGGACAGCAGCCAAUCACAGGCUCAGGACUGCAGCCAAUCACAGGCUCAGGACAGCAGCCAAUCACAGGCUGAGGACUGCAGCCAAUCACAGGCUCAGGACAGCAGCCAAUCACAGGCUCAGGACAGCAGCCAAUCACAGGCUGAGGACAGCAGCCAAUCACAGGCUCAGGACAGCAGCCAAUCACACGCUCAGGACAGCAGCCAAUCACACGCUCAGGACAGCAGCCAAUCACAGGCUGAGGACUGCAGCCAAUCACAGGCUCAGGACAGCAGCCAAUCACAGGCUCAGGACAGCAGCCAAUCACAGGCUGAGGACAGCAGCCAAUCACAGGCUGAGGACAUCCACAGCUGACAGCAGCCAAUCCAGA
Scomber japonicus (chub mackerel) is the source of this 2387-nucleotide messenger RNA. RefSeq names its product lethal(3)malignant brain tumor-like protein 4. The transcript has 18 exons. The record is from RefSeq and is a predicted model, not a curated record. Lineage: Eukaryota; Metazoa; Chordata; Actinopteri; Scombriformes; Scombridae. Gene Ontology annotation, cellular component: nucleus. Gene Ontology annotation, molecular function: protein binding; zinc ion binding. Gene Ontology annotation, biological process: regulation of DNA-templated transcription. The coding region runs from base 50 to 2371 and encodes 773 amino acids.